This is a messenger RNA of Aspergillus melleus, 2520 nucleotides long. Its product is annotated as isochorismatase family protein family. Gene Ontology annotation, cellular component: nucleus. Bases 1 to 2520 code for a protein of 839 amino acids. Gene Ontology annotation, biological process: DNA repair; DNA alkylation repair. The transcript has a single exon. Gene Ontology annotation, molecular function: dioxygenase activity. The record is from RefSeq and is a predicted model, not a curated record. NCBI's taxonomy places the organism in Eukaryota, Fungi, Ascomycota, Eurotiomycetes, Eurotiales, Aspergillaceae.
AUGAAUUUCUUUUCCCAAUUCGGUGAUCUGCCCACCAUUCAGACCCGAAAGGCCCUUCUUCUGCUUGAUUUUGAGAAUGAUUUCGUGCGAGAGUCCGGUGCUCUUUACGUCCCCAACACCUCCGAUUUCCUCGAGACCCUGCCCCAGCUAGUCAGUGCCUUCCGUCGCAAUGGCGAGGUCGUUUGGGUGCGUUCCCACUACGAGUCGCGCCGACCGCUGGUCGGGAUGGAUUUGCAGGACCUGGUGGUGCUAGGUCGGGCGGAGGAUGCGUCGAGGAAGGGAUCGGUCUCGAGCGAGUCGUUGGACAAUGAGAGCUUGGAACCGAAGGGUCCCGUCGACGAGGAGGCCUUUCUCUCCACAGAAACCCCUCAAUGCUGUCUCCCGCAGUCGGCGGGGGCGCAGUUCCCGGCUCCCAUUCUCGCCGCCAUCGAGUCCGACGACACGCUGAUUGAGAAGUCAGACUACUCCGCCUUGCAGGACCAGGGCCUUAUCCUGUCCCUGCGCACGCGCUUCGUCACCGAGUUGUACCUGUGCGGUUCCUUGUCCAACAUCUCCGUCUAUGCCACCGCCCUUGACGCCGUGCGACACGGCUUCUCCGUCAACCUGAUCGAGGACUGUCUGGGUUUCCGGAACUUCCCCCGCCACGAGGAAGCCAUGCGACGCAUGGCGGAUAUUUUCGGUGCCAAUGGUAUUACUUCGCAGGAGCUUAUUGAAGAGCUGGAUUGGCAGGAGACCGAUGCGAUCGCUCGCAAAGGUGAGCCCCGACCGGCACGGUCGGCAAUUCCGUCCGGGAUCGAGGGAGUUAUGGACAGCCUCGACUUUCGCCGAACUCGCAAAUUGGGCCCUCCGGAAGGGACCCCAACGUCGUCAGGCAAGGCCAAUUCGCGUCGUAACUUGGAGGACAUUCUAGCAGAGUAUUCUGAUGACGAAGAUGGAGAUGUGCUGGAGCUGGUUAAACUGACCCGCGACAGUUCUCGCUACGCGCGAGCCGGAUCCCAAGCAAGCCCGCCACAAUCGACAGACAAGAGUUCACGCCCACGUGUGCGCCGUUCGAGACGUUCAGACCCGAAAACCGAGUCUGGUCCGCGGCCGGAGGCUCGACGAAGCGCCAAACAAUCGAAGAGGUCACCGGGUUUCCUCAAACCGGGUGAUCGGAUCGGCGAGGGUGAUUCUCGCAUCAUCCACGACCUCGACCUCGCGCCCGAUGCUUUCGAACAGAUCCGCAAUGAGGUAGCCUGGCAAAAGAUGUACCACAUGUCUGGACAGGUCCCGCGCCUUGUCGCCGUCCAAGGCCGUCCUCUAGACGACGGAUCGAUACCCAUAUAUCGUCAUCCUGCGGACGAAUCGCCCCCGCUGCAUACUUUCACGCCCGCCGUGGAUCGCGUACGUGCCAUUGUAGAGCGGAUACUUGGGCAUCCCCUGAAUCACGUUCUCAUUCAACUGUAUCGAGACGGGCAGGACCGUAUUUCGGAGCAUUCGGACAAGACUUUAGAUAUUGUCCGAGGGUCCUCUAUUUGCAACGUCAGCCUCGGCGCUCAGCGGGUCAUGGUUCUCCGGAACAAGUCACAGACCAAUGAAGAAGACUCAAGCCGGCUUUGCCAACGCGUACCAUUGCCGCAUGAAUCACUGUUUAUCCUGGGUGAAAAGACCAACAUGCGAUGGCUUCAUGGUAUCCGACCCGAUAAGCGUCCAGACACGGAGAGAUCGAUGGAAGAGCGUGCAUAUGGCGGAGAGCGAAUCUCGCUGACCUUCCGACACAUCGGCACCUUUUUGAAACCCUCGGGCGACACCAUUUGGGGCCAGGGUGCUAUCUCGAAGGAUCAAGGGCAGGCCAAUCCUGUCAUCCACGGUGAUUCCGCCGAGACGGAACGGCUGAUUCGCGCGUUUGGAGCUGAGAAUCAUUCCACCGAGUUCGACUGGCACGCCGUCUACGGAAGGGGGUUCGACGUCGUCAAUUUUGUCACUACCUCGACGGUCAAACUUGUUCUGGGCUCGGACCUGGUGGCUAAUCUCCGCGUUCUGAUCUACCUCGGGGAGCACGGCAUUCGCUAUGAUAUAGAUGAAGCGCAGGUGGCGAAACAGAGCAACAAGGAAGUCGCCGAACAACCGUUAUACAUUGGCCCCGAUGGUACCAGUAUCACCGGCGAUGUUCAAAUCAUGACCGACCUCUCGCAGCGCGCUUCCGAGCUGACUCGUCCCGGAGUCGAGAUCCUGCGCGGCGGCAGCCAUCUGCCUGCGAUCCACAAGCUUCUCACAACUUGGCGUGCGUACCGAGCCCAAGACCAACCGGACGUGCUCAAGGCGCUGGACACAUUGGAAGAUGUCCUAGAGGAACAGGCCUAUCUCAGUGGCGCCACGUUCGGAAUCGACGACUGCGCUUUCUGGCCCGUUCUGAGGGAGAUCAUGCACGGCAGCGAGCCGCUGUCUAACAAAGUCCAUCCCAGCUUGACCCUUUACUACAACAGACUGGAGAAACGGGGCGUUGUCCGAAAGACACUAGACGAAUUGAAAUUGAAAUGA